This is a messenger RNA of Liolophura sinensis, 3323 nucleotides long. RefSeq lists its product as uncharacterized. Lineage: Eukaryota; Metazoa; Mollusca; Polyplacophora; Chitonida; Chitonidae. Gene Ontology annotation, biological process: signal transduction. The record is from RefSeq and is a predicted model, not a curated record. The coding region runs from base 307 to 1677 and encodes 456 amino acids. The transcript has 9 exons.
UUAUGUUUGCUCAGCCGACUACACUGAUCGCGAUUUUCAUGAUCGGGUGCACUGAACUAGCUGACAUGGCAUGAAAACAAGCAGGUGGAUUCCCACGGAAAACACAUGUACUCGCUCACUGAAUAUCUCCUCUAGUUGAGCAGAAGUGCUGUUUUCGCCAAAGACUUAAUGCGAUCACUGAAUGACCGACUGCAGUGUUAAAGUCACUAGGCAAGCCGACCCGUGAGUUAACCAUUGUGCGUGCCACCGCAUAUUGCGUGGAGAUUACACCAGGAAGGACGCACCGGAUGUUCACAUAAUUAAACCAUGGCAACCAGCAUGGGAGGAGAAGAUAUUGAAGCGGUAGCUCUGAUAAACAAUAUCUCUGACGAGACACAUAACCCAAAAGACGAUGACGUCAUAAUUGAGAUACCCGAUGAAAACGGAGGCCUGCGACCGACAAAUGUAAACCAAAUUCUGCCAGAGGGGAAGGAUUAUCAUCUCUUCUUUGCCUACAGCUCUGACGAUUCGGCUUUUGUAAGACAGAGAGUAAAAUCUUUGGAAAGCCCACCAUAUAAUCUUAAGUGCUGUUUUAGUGACAGGGAUUUCUUGCCCGGUAAGCCAAUCCACGAGAACAUAGAGUGGUUAAUGCCUCGAUGCAUGAAGAUCGUUCUCGUCCUCUCCCCAAGUUUCUACGAAAGCGGGUGGUGCCAGAUGGAAGAGAGGCUGGCACACGCUUUCAGUGCCACCAGUGGUUUGGGAGUUAUUCCCCUUGUUCACAAACCCUGUCAAAUUCCAGACACCCUGAAAACGCUGAAUUACAUAGACGAAACUAGAGCGGAAGAAGCAGACAAUAAACUUUUGGAGGCCGUCUUUGCCCCAGCUGGGCCUUCCAACGUUCUCCCAAACUGGUUCAAUCCCCGUAAAGACGUUAACGGCUGUGGAGUGUGGCUGCCAGCCACUGAGGCAUCACCUUGUGGCUACAACUGGAUCUUCCCGGACAUCACACAAGCUGACAUCAACGUUUUGAGGGACAUUGGCGCCAACGUGCACCUCAAAGACCUGGAUCGCGUGAUUGACGUGGUGAACAACCAUUGGGCACUCACGUAUUACGGAUUUCUGCCAUGUUCCCGGCAUGCCUGUGGGAAGGGCUGCUGUCUAGGCUUCCUGAUAUUUGCCGUUUUCCAGUUAAUUAUUGCCGGGAUAUCAAUGCAUUUUCGGUUACUGUUAUCUGUGCAAGCUGUGAUAGGAUAUUUUUGUAUGUUUGUAAUUAUCCCAAUCGUGGUUGUUUCUUGCUGGAGAUCCAAACACGUGGCCAUCAGAAAGGCUGAACGGAAAUUAAGUAGGGUUUUGCUGGAGAAAAAUCGUAUUUUGUACCGAAAGUGUAAAGUUAUCGUGUCCGUGAGGGUUGACCCUACCCCGAAGAUUGCUGUGGUUUAUUACAAUACUCAGCGAUGCAAGGAUUUCAUCAAAGAACUGUUGAAGAACAACAGGGGUGGUGAAAGAAUGGAUCAGGUCAAUGAUGAAGAACUGGACGCACGAGCUGACGCCAUCGUGGACAACCUUGUUGACAAGCUUGCCUCAAAAUUUGCCAGAUGGGAGGAAAUCCAGGCGGCAAACUUUCUUCGUCAUAAGACAAAGCAAGACAAAUUGUGUCUUUGUCAGCUGUACGAAGCUUCAUCUGAGCAUUCUUUUUAGCCAAGAAUUGGCCGCUGGUAACCAUCUAACAGGAUUUGACACAAAAGUAGGAUUAUUUCCAAUAAACUGUACGUGCGUUAUGCUGUAUAAGAAUGUGGCACUCGCCAGCAAUUUCGCUGAUAUCCUCAAAAUGAAGAGAAUGUAAACUAAGGCGGCUGCUAAAUCCGCAAUAUAAGAAGGAUGAAAGAGAGGCUAAACAUAAUAAUCGUUGAAACGUGCGCAAUGAGGAGAAUGGAAGUUUAACCGAAUUAAAACCUAGGCUUAUACCUUGUUGAAAUCUAAGCAUUCGUUGAAAUGUGCAGUUUGAGAAAUAUGGUAGUGUGGUCGAAGAUUGGAGUUUUUUGAAACCUUUGUUUAAGCCAUUCCCUUCAUCUCUCUGGGUUGACUCUUAAAUCUUUGGUGGGCAGUGCGAGUUCAGGCCAAAUCCAUGUAUCAUGUUUUCAGGAAUGAAGUGCUAGAGUGAAGAGGUCUCACGUGUGUGCCGAAAACUUGAAAUAAUACAGUCACGUAACAUGGAUUUCCAGGAACUACAUUUGACUGCUGAUAUUUAAUGACAGUUUGCAUUGGAUGAUUAAGACAAUUAAGACAAACCUGUAACUGGGUCUUACUACAUUCUAUGUUGAUUUCAGUCAAAAGUCCUAGUCCAGCCGAGUGAAAGAUAACCGUAACUAUGCUAACAAUACAACGUCUAACAGAUGUCCCUUCCCAAGACGCUGGGUAUCUUACUAUCUGCACUUAGAAUCUCUGUAGCAUUUUCUACCUAGCAUUGUGUCAAUCAUCCAUCACUUUUAUUUUAACCAAUCAACUCCGGUUAUGAUCAUAUCGAGUAUUCCUAGUCCUAUAAUCCCUAUAGUGCAUCUACCGCUUUUUACGCUCGCUUUACAUCACUGCCAACUCUAGAUAACCUUGGAGCCUGUGCGAUGCAUGUGGGCUCGAUUAGCCUUAGUCUCACCACUGGCGUCCUUGUACAGACCUGUAAUCAGCAUUUAUCAAUAAAACCAAUUAAUGAUAAUCAUGCUGAACAUUCUUUAGAUAGAAGGGAUGAAUGUGCGUCAAGUUAUAGGAACAAAAGUGGAUACCGACAUUUUGUAUGGAACGUAGGAAGCGACGCAUGCGCUGUAAAGAGUAUAUUCUGAUCCACGGCCCGGCAAAAAACUUCGAACAGACAGGGGUGUUAGCCAUCUGUAACCUUUGCUCGCAUGACGUGGACUUUUCGCUCGUCAUGCAUAGCGGACGAUUUUUAUCCGUGAAGAAGCCUCCACUGCGGAGAAUAUUCGGCAACUCGAAAAGGGAAACAUGGCUGCCUGUUCGAAAACGUAGCAUGUUUAGGUCCUAAAAUGACCGAUUUUGGGCAAAACAGAAGUCGAUUGUGGUCCAAUAAAUGUGCGACCCCCUCGGUCAUGGAUCGCGUAUAUACCUCGUGGUGUCUUCAGCUACUUAUACACUGAGUAUUCCUAUCAUUUAUUCCUGAAAACCUUCUAGCGGAAAUCUGCUGACUAAAGCCUAAGAUUCAUCAUGGUCACUGAUCGAACUUUGCUUCACAGAAAUUAUGUAUGCAGUGAAGAUAGUUCUUCCUUAGUAUUGUAUCCUCUAAUAUAACACUAUUCGCACGAUUCUAAUAAAACAAUAGUUUUCAGCGCUAUUUA